This is a messenger RNA of Leptopilina boulardi, 2887 nucleotides long. Its product is annotated as protein 60A-like. The transcript is spliced from 2 exons. Gene Ontology annotation, molecular function: cytokine activity; growth factor activity. The record is from RefSeq and is a predicted model, not a curated record. Lineage: Eukaryota; Metazoa; Arthropoda; Insecta; Hymenoptera; Figitidae. The coding region runs from base 224 to 1450 and encodes 408 amino acids. Gene Ontology annotation, cellular component: extracellular region. Gene Ontology annotation, biological process: SMAD protein signal transduction.
AAAAACAGUAGGAAAAAUUGAAAAGAAUAAUUUUAGGGCUUAUUGAAAAUUCUCUGUAAGGUCGUUUAAAAGGACAAUUAGUAAACAGGUAUUCAGUCAUCGUAUCAUCAUUCAAGACACAAGUUUAAGCCAAUGUAAUUUUUCAAAAUCAAUGUUUCAAAUAAUGUAAAUUUCAUCAAAACGGAUCGAAAAAGUUUUUUAAAAACUCCCUAAGAGACAAACUAUGGAGAUGUUAAAAAUUUUUCUCACUUUACUGUUACAACAAUUGUGUAUUGGUGUAUUGUCAAAAAAAACAAGUGGCUUUUACAUUGAGAAUGAAUUUAAUCAGACUGUUCUUUUGGAAUUUCUCACGCCGGAUAUUGAAUUACAAGUUAAAGAAAAUAUACUACGUAUUUUAGACAUUGAGAAACCUCAAAUUCAACAAAAAAUGUCCCUUAUUAAAAAUUCAUCGGCUCACACAUUUCUCAUGGAAGUUUAUAAUUUACUGAACGAUAAUAAUGUUUAUAAUUUAAUUGAUUUAAAUUUACAAUCAGAACUUUUUGACAUAACAAUCGAAGCUGUUAAUAGUUAUAUGAAAGAAAGUAAUAUCAUCAUUUCUCUAAUAUCCCAUGAGGCAAUAAUUCCAAAUAUAACAAAAAUGAAAACAAAAAAAUUCAUAAAUCUUUGGUUCAAUUUAACGACCAUUUCAUCACAAGAUCAAUUAAUAAAUGCAGAAUUAAAAAUAUAUCGAAGAAUUCGAAAUGUUCUUCCAAUGUAUAAGGGACCAAUUACAAUAAAAAUUUACAGAAUUUCAAAUCUAAAUGAAGGAGAAAAAAAAGAGGAAAUUUUUAUCAAUUCUAUAAGAGUCAUCGAAGCCGGUUGGAUAACUCUGAACAUUACAAAAACUCUCAAUUAUUGGAUUCAGAAUCCAAAUGAAAAUCAUGGUCUUACAAUAAAAAUACAUUCUGAUAAACAAGUGAAGGAAAUUGAUCCCAAAAAAUUUGGAAUUGUUGGAUUAGAAGAAAAUAAUCAGGAGAAAAGUCCAUUUAUGGUGGGCUAUUUUCAAAGAGCAAGCGAUAAUAGAAAAAAACUAAAUUUAUCAUUAUUAAAUUUUCAAAGUUUCGAUGAAAAUAAAAUUCGCGACAAAAGAACAAUAUCAUUAUGUCGAAAAGAAAAUCUUUAUGUUGAUUUUCAUGAUUUAAAUUGGCAAGAUUGGAUGAUAAUACCUCGUGGUUAUAGUGCAAAUUUUUGUUCCGGUGAAUGUCAAUUUCCCAUCAAAUCGGAGAUGUUUGCCACGAAUCAUGCAGUCAUUCAAUUAAUGGUGAAUUUGAAUGAUCCAUCAAAAGUACCACGGCCAUGUUGUGCUCCAAGUAAGUUGACUCCAAUUUCUCUCAUUUAUCUCAUCGAUAAUAAAACAUAUGUUCUGAAAACAAAAAAGGAUAUGUCAAUUGAAAGUUGUGCGUGUCAUUGAAAGAAGAAUUGGAUAAACAAAAGUUAGUCUUUUUAUUUAAAGACACAAAAAUAUAAAGAUUUUGUUUCAAUUCUUCUUUUAAUUAUUUUUGUUAUAAGAAAAUUAAUUUCUUACCUCAGUGACCAAAUAUUUCUUUUUUUUUUUUAAUGUAUAUUAAUUAAUUCUUGUAAAAAAUGUACAAAUCAGACAAAUAUUUGUACUUUCAAUUCGAUAGAUGUACUUUUUUCUAAUUUAAUGUACUUCUUAUAAUAAAUUUUAACAUUAAAACUAUAGUUGAUAAUUAUAUAAUGUAAUUAAUAAUAAUAAUUGUUAUUAUUGUUUUUGUAAAGCAGUAUAAUAAAAAUCUGCAAAAUAAUGUUAUGAAUUUCUUUUCCUGAAAAUUUUGGAGAAUUUCAGUUAAUUUCUAUUAACUUAUUCAGUUAAUAAAAGGAAGUAAGAAAAAGCUUCAUUUCAAUGUCAUGUAAUCUACAAUUUUAUUGUUGCAAAUUAUCUUUAACGUGCGACACUUCGUAAUAAUAUAUAUUAUUAUGACGGAAGUUAUUUGAAAUUGGGGAAUAUAAAUCCCGUGCGUAUCCGUGAUUAUUUAUCCUGAUUUAUAAAUCAGAAUUAACUAAAAUUAACGAAACACCUUACAUUCAUGCACCAUAAACAUUUACAAAAUUUCGUCAAUUUCUUUGUUUUAUUUAUUUAUUAUCUCUCUUUCUUUCUUUCUGUUUUAAUUCAAUGAAAUCUCUUAGGAUUUCAAUUUUAAUUUAUAAUUUCAACAACAACAUUAUUGAAUGAAAGAUUAAAAAAAACUAAAAAAAAAAUCAAAAUAUAAAGAUAAAAAUUUGACUAAAAAAAUUGAUUGAUAAAAACUAAUAAUUUUGUUAGAACACAAAAAUUUAAUAAAGAACAAUUUUCUACUAAAAAAAAUUGUUUGAAAGAAAAAAUAUAAAAAAAAAUUGUACAAAAUCACUAGUUGAUAGUUCUUGUAAAUUUACAAGUUACUUUAAGUAAUAAUAAUUAUACUUUCAAAAGUAAAAUAAUCUUUCAUUUCAAAAGUUAGUUACAAAAUUUAACAAUUUUUUUUCUUAUAUUUCCACGCCUUGAUUAGAGCAUAGAUUUAAUUUGAAACUUUUUUUAAUAACCAAAAAUUGAUAAAUUUUUGCCGAAAUUGAUUUGCAAUUUUUCACAUAUAUUAUAUCAACAACAGUUCAUUAGAUAUUCAAUUUAGUUUUUAUAUUUAUAAUUUAUUUUUUCACGUCCAAUAUGGACGAAAAUUCGUAAAAAUUUCGAUUGAAUUCGUUAAUUAUUCAUUAAUUAAUUAACGAUUAAUUCAAUGUUACACGGAUACGCUUAAAUAUAAUUUUUUUUUUUCAUUCUUUUCAGAUAUUAUAUUUCUUUGCAUUAUAUCUCAACAAUCUAUAAAAAUUGUUUCUUUUUUUUUUUUUUGUU